UCUGCUUCUCCGGCUGCAGCGGAUUUCAAUCACAGCAGUGCGAACAUGUCGGGACAUGCCUGUGUGUCCCCGCGAGUAGCGCACUGUAGCGCACCGGGCAAAUGUGCCAGUCAACAACUUCAACCACAAGCCUAACUGGACCGAAUUUACCCCAAGCCACAGGAGACGGUUACUUUAAUGGGACAGAGAAUUAAGUGACUGCUGAGAUUUGCCCCUGCUGCAAUAUAUGGAAUGGAUUGCUCAACGGACGAGUAUUACCACAGUGGACAAUGUCACAAGUGCCCACAAUGUCCACCUGGCCAAGAACUGAAAGAGGACUGCGGCUAUGGUCUAGGUGUGUCGGCAGCGUGUGGUGUAUGUGACGUUCGGUGGUUUAAGGAAGACUGGGGUUCUCACCCUUGCGCGCUGUGCCAGAACUGCCGCAGACUCAACAGACACCAAAUCAAGCGCUGCACACACAGAGACAACGCAGUGUGCGGAAACUGCCUCCCUGGUUUCUACAGCAAAAUGCGACUGGAUGGAUUAGAAGAUUUGGAAUGCCUUCCAUGUGGCCCCGCCCCCUUCAGAAACAUACAGUGUAGCCGAGAAGAAGGAACUGGUGUGGCAAAAGCCCAGACCUCAGCACCUCCCAUUCAAAAUGUAUCCUCCAUAGUGACCGCUUGUGCAGCAACAGCUGUAUUAACAACCAUCCUAUUUGCCAUUGCGUGUGUCACCUACCAGACACGGUCUUCACUCAGGAAAACAUGCAAAAGUUGUUUAUCACCGGUCAGUAGCGGUCACCAUGACAGUGAUGCGGCUUCGUUUCCCAUGACAACCCUACACACAGUGAUGCGGGAUGCAGAAGUGGACACAUCAAAUCCUUGCCUGCUAUUAAAAGACCCCUGCAUGCCUGAUGACAUCACCACCACGAUGACCUCUGAUCUUGGCCUGCAUGGGUGUGAGGUUCUUCCUCUGGUGCGAAGCUCGGCCUGCACUGAUCCUGCAACGGGAGUCGCCAUGCAGGCAACAGAAAAGCCUGAAAUUUCUUCUUCGGACUCUGCCCUCUCCAGCCAGCAUGUCAUUCUCACUCUGGUAGGAGGACAGUCUACAGUGAGGCCCUGCUGUGCCGUAGAGCAACGGACAGCCUGGGGGCUUCAUGCUCCGGUAGAGUGCACUGAACUGGACCUUCAGCAUCUCUCCAACGCCCCGGAGCUGCAGACAUUCAGUCCUUCAGACUUCAUAGCCAGAAAUAUCCCACAGUGCCCCCAGACCUGAUUCUGCGGGACCUGGAGAAAGAGAGAGCGUGAAGAAAAAGUGGAAAAGGAGAUUGUUAACGUGAAGAGAGAUCACAGCUGCAAAUGUAUGAUCAUGGUAAUGAGACGCUUAAAGACGCAACAUACACACUCAAUAUGAAUAUAUAAUGUGAAGCUCAUUGAAAUAAGUGCUGCUGUAGUUGUCUGAGGUUUCUGCAAUGUGAAAAACAGGUGCUUAUUAGCACAAAAAGGACAUUAACAGGAGAGAGGCAGGGAAAAAAAAUAUUCAUUUACUUGUUUUUUUUUAUUUCAUUAUCACGAGUCACACAUUUGGUAGAAUACAUUGUUUAGAGGGGACUCAGUUCUGUCCAGUGGUUGCUGAUCAUUCACAAUAAGAUCAAUAACACAUAUUUAGAAAAAAUUAAUUUAAUUCUGACUUCAGUGGAACAUCACUCAUUUAUAUUUAAGGAAUUGUUCAACCAAAGUUCUGUCAGUAUUUACUCACUAUCAUGUCAAUCCAAACCGGUAAGCUAUUAUAAUUACAAUGUCAGAAUUUUAAUUGAGAAAGAGCUGCUUUAAAAUAGUUUGAACAGCUGGAAAGACAUGAGGGUAAAUAAAUGAUAACAGAAUUCAAAUUUUAGUUUGAACUACAGUACCAUUCAAAAGUUCAGGAUCAGUAAGAAUUUUUUUCCAAAUUAAUAAUUUAAAGGGAUAGUUCACCCCAAAAUGAAAAUUAUCCCAUGAUUUACUCACCCUCAAGCCAUCCUAGGUGUAUAUGACUUUCUUCUUUCAGACAAAUACAAUUGGAGUUAUAUAAAAAAUGUCCUGGCUCUUCAAAGCCUUAUAAGUAAGGAAUAAUUGACGACGGGCCAUUGAAUUCUUAGAAAAUAAUGCACACCCCGAGGUGGUGACGUGGCCACGACUUGAAUUGGGUGUGCGUAAGAAUUCAACAGUCCGAAAUCAAUUAUUCUGCUUAUACUACGGUUGCCACACCUCAAGGCAUUGGUCCAGUUUUUUUCCUUAAAACGCUAUUGCGAGUAUAAUUAAUUUCUUACACAGUUCAUCCAAUGCCUUUGUUGCUAAUUCCAAAAUGUCAUUUUAGACCUAGUAAUGACGCCUGAGCUGCUGAUAGUCACAAAUGGCUUUAGAUUACACUGACCAUAUUUGCUGUUGAUCUGAAUCAAUCGCUAGGAGGAGAUAAUACAAUUUUGUUUAAACCUUGUUUAAAUACAACACCUGAAAAUGGCAAAAUGGCACAAAACUUCCAAAGAAAAUUCAAAAUAACAGACUUCCUGUUGGGUUUCAGACUUCUUACCCGGGGACUUUUUUUGUAGGUAUUGGUGUAUUACAUGUGUCUACCAAAUUUCGCAAAUGUAUGUGAAACACAGCUCGAGGGGCACUUCGUUGAAAUUUUAUAGGUGGAGCUAUCAAGCCAUUUUGCCACACCCACUUCUGAAACCCAUAUCAGAUGUCAAUUUUCACUAUUUUUGGCACAUGUGCAAAGUUUCAUGAGUUUUCGAGCAUGUUUAUGCCCUCAAAAAUGCAAUUUAUUUUGGAGAAAAAGAAGAAUCCAAGCAAUUCCAAUUCCUAAUAACUCUGAUUGUAUUCCUCUGAAAAAUAGUCAUAUACACCUAGGAUGGCUUGAGGCUUGAGUAAAUUAUAGGGUAAUUUUCAUUUUUGGGUGAACUAUUCCUUCAAUAAAUCGAUUAAGUUAAUUUUUGUGGAUUCUAAAUUAGUUAAUUAAGUUUAAUUAACUGGACCGCAAAACCAGUCUUAAGUAGCACAGGUAUUUUUGUAGCAAUAGCCAAAAAUACAUUGUAUAGGUCAAAAUUUUUCUUUUAUGCCAAAAAUCAUUAGGAUAUUAAGUAACGAUCAUGUUCCAUGAAGAUAUUCUGUAAAUUUCCUACGUAAAUAUAUCCAAAUUAGUAAUAUGCAUUGCUAAGAACUUCAUUUGGACAACUUUAAAGGCGAUUUUCUCAAUACUUUGAUUUUUUUUGCACGCUCAGAUUCCAGAUUUCCAAAUAGUUGUAUCUUGGCCACAUAUUGUCCUGUCCUAACAAAUCAUACAUCAAUGGAAAGCUUAUUUAUUCGAUGAUGUAUACAUCUCAGUUUUUACAAACCUGACCUUUAUGACUGGUUUUGUGGUCCCGGGUCACAUAUCAGAAUGAUUUCUGAAUGAUCAUGUGACACUGGAGUAAUGACUGCUGAAAAUGACUUAGCCAGCUUUGCCAUCACAUGAACUUACAUUUUAAAACAUACAUAAAAAGAAAAGUUAUUUUAAAUUGCAAUAAUAUCUCACAAUUACCAUUUUUUUUAUUUUUGGUCAAAUAAAUGCUGCCUUGGUGAGCAUAAAAGACUUUUUUUCAAAACAUUAAAAACCCAAACAUCGAAACAUCAGUGUACUGUACCUCUAUAAUUUUUCUAGAGUAUGUCUACGCUCACUCCUGCUGUCUAUAUUGAUCAUAUCCUUUAAAAGCUGAAAACUUUGGGCAGUUGGCACUGCACCUCAGUGAUGCGGGUCAUGUUCUGCACCAGUCUGAACAUGUUUACUGCUUCAAGUGCUCAGUUAUAACAGCUAUACCAGACCUGCUACAAAAACCAUAACUGGAGUUUAUAGAGACUGGGCUUGAUUUGGCUAAUCACUGGAUUUGUAACUAACACUACUAUUACUGAUGACAGCCUCAUAGUACCUGAUUUACUCUUUACUUUACGAAAACUUUUUCCAGUUUUGGACUGAAGGGUAGUACGCUGCCAAAGCAAACCAACCCGGCUUAUGCCUAAGCUGUAUCACAUUACUACUAAAAACCAGCAAAACAUUCACAAUUAUUAAUUUAUUAUACACUAAAUUGAACUGAUAGCCUGUGUGGGGAAAAAAUGGGAAUUCUGGCCAUUACAGGUUGUUGUGUGAACCCGUCUUAUGCUUUACGAAUAAUUAUUCUAUGCCUCAAAGCUUCAGGUCUCGGAUGUGGUUAAGUGGAUUUGCAAAUUUAACUAGCAAAACACAGAUCAAGUCACAACACGCAGUAUUCUGAUAUUGCCUCCGAUAAAGCUUGACCUUAUUGUGCCCCUUCCAUUUCACAUAAACGGGUUUAAUCUCAAUCAGUAAGUUGUUUUCGGUCAUUUUAAAUUUAAGGAAUCACAGGAUGCUUUUUUGCCAGUGUUAAGUGCAUCUUUUCAACACUUUUAUAGCACAAUAGCCUGUUAGCGCUGCAGGGAAACCACAUGUGAGCACGUCAAUCAGAUUUCCGACUUUUUCAAAGCUUUUUAGUUUACAGCAGUGCAAAAGUGAAGCUAUAUUCCUUUAGCACUGCAAUAUUUUUACAGGAUUUAACAAUAUUUAUCCAAUAACUCAGUUACACAAUUUCAAAUACGCAACCACUAAUGUACAGUAAAUGAGCUGCAAGAAGGACAUUAUGUUUUCGAUGCUCCUAAAAACAUAAUUUAACUUCAUUACAAACCAGCGUGUGCAAACCUGUUUUAAAAUACACGCAUUACAGUUCUUUGAAGAAGACUGCAGUUAGUUGCCUGAGGAGCAAGAUCUAUUGUAAACAGAAGUGUUAUCGUGUGGGCCAACGCCAGCUCUUUAGUCAGCAGGUGUGUCUCUGAAUGCACAAAGAUGUGUUUGAGGUGGUUUGAUGGACAGAUGCAGGUGGAUGACUCCGAUACCACAAAAAUUGUACAAUUAUACAAUAUUGCAUUGAAUGUUCGGCUUUGCUCUGUCCAAACGUGUUUUUAUGCACCAUACGUGCGGCCCCUCCGAGUGGCAAUGGCAUCAAGCAUCAUUAGUAGGUGUUGGGUUCAUUUCAUUGAGAGCUCACACCAGAUCAUUCCAAAUCGCCUUCCAGAAAGACUAUUAAAAAAGUGCAUAUGCACAACACUUUCCAGAAGACAUUCCCUGGAAAUGGUCCCAUUAUUCACUUCACAGGCUUUGAGCUUGAAAGUAGAAAAAGUUUUAUAAAAUAAUGCAACAAAAAUGAUAUUUCUGACUGAAACGAAGACUGUGAUACAUUCUUCUCUCAUUUUAUUCUGGUGACGUUAAAGUGCAUUAAGAAAAAAAAAAAAGAAAGAAAAAAAAAACAGUUAGACCUAUUUCCUGAGUAGUUUCAGAGUUGGCAUUUUAAGUUGCUG
Molecule: messenger RNA, 5360 nt
Organism: Labeo rohita (rohu)
Lineage: Eukaryota; Metazoa; Chordata; Actinopteri; Cypriniformes; Cyprinidae
Gene: eda2r
Product: ectodysplasin A2 receptor
Exons: 7
Coding region: 232-1254 (340 amino acids)
Biological process (GO): positive regulation of JNK cascade; positive regulation of canonical NF-kappaB signal transduction
Cellular component (GO): plasma membrane
Molecular function (GO): signaling receptor activity; protein binding
Source: RefSeq, a predicted model, not a curated record